This is a messenger RNA of Effrenium voratum, 3204 nucleotides long. The record is from the annotation of a GenBank genome assembly. NCBI's taxonomy places the organism in Eukaryota, Dinophyceae, Suessiales, Symbiodiniaceae.
AUGACUUCACUCCAAUUUUUCCUCGCAGCUUUCUGGGGAGGUAUCCUUAUUCGGCCCGCUGCCGGCAACUGGCUUCUGAGACGAGAGGAGCAAACCACCGUCAGCCAGACCAAAGCACUCCCGCCCUGCGUCGACGAUGACUAUCAAAUCGCUUGGAAGGGCCACAUCUACCGCACGUUGUACGGAGCUCAGGUGGAGGGUGACACUCCCACCAGCUGCGAGGAAGCUUCAUAUGCUAGCAUGCCCGAGAACUACAGCGUGGCGCCGGACGAGUCCAUCAUCGUGUCUCACGUCAUCGCGGCGCACAAGUGGAACGUCUACCGCGUCUGCCUGGAGACCAACUGCUACAGCACCCAGCACUCCAAAGGGGGGGAGUUGUUGAACCCCGGGAAGUUCUGGGAAACCGACGGUGCUGGGAAGUUCAAAGUGAAGGAGGCCUGUGCUGGAGACAACUACCACCGCUUACUGAUCCGCCAGGAAUGCCAGGUGGCCCCGGAGGGCUUCAGGAAGUUCGCCUUCUCCAAGGGCUACGGCACCACGGUGUACUCGGAGAUCCCCCGCUUCGCCAACGAGGCCUCCUACGGGGAGAUCCUGCAAUCCGCCAAGGAGGCCUGCAAGGCGGACCCCGAGUGCCUGGCCUUCGACAUCCUGAGGAGUUUCAGCAAGGACAAGAACCCGGACUUUCGCAGCAAGGGGCAGACGUGGGCCGACAAGAUCGACGCCUCGCCGGACGGAUACGUUGUGUACAGACUGCAUAAGAAGGAUGCUGGAUCAGACUUCACAGUGGAGGAUGAUAUUGACACGGAUUGGUAUGCGACAGAUAGAGAUGCGGAGAUGCACAACUUCAAGGCGUCGCCUCUGCGGUGUAUGUGGCGCAGCGGCUGGUCCUGCGGCUUCACGUCGCGGGUCUCGGUGCCGGUGUCGACGACUGCGAGCUCCAAGGAGGAGUGCGAGGACCGGUGCCAAGCCAGUCAGGUCUCUGAGCCGGUGAAGGGCUGUUGCUCCUACAGCGCCGGGACCUGCAAAUUCGGGGAGGGCGCCGAGUUCGACGCGGCCACGGAGGGCUCGGACGCGGCGGAUUGCUGGCUGGAGGUUCUGCCCACAACAACGACGACAACAACCACCACGACAACAACCACCACGACGACUACAACUACGGAGACCACAACCACGGAGACAACCACCACCCUCACUACAACGACAACUACCAGCACAAGCACGACAACUACAACAACCACGACUACAACGACUACAAGCACAAGCACGUCGACCAGCACAAGCACGAGCACCAGCACGUCGACGACAACUACCACAACCACCACGACCAGUACAAGUACGUCGACCACGACAACGACCACAACAACUACAACUACCACAACAACGACUACAACGACGACGACCACUACCACGACGACGACAACUCCAUGGAUAUCGGCGAUCCAGCCUUCAUGCAUCACGGUCGACAAGGCGACCGAGAUCACGUUCAUCGGGGGAGAUCCUGGUGACAAGGUCAAGUUCGAGGUGGACUGCGAUUCUCUCACAGAUGACAACUUCACCAUACUGCAAGAAGGGAAAGCAGGAGCAAAGGCCGCCUUCUAUCCAUCCAAGGAGGGUGAAGGCUUCCUCUUGUGCUACAAGCGCGGGCACGAGGCCGUACACGGGGAGCACCACCUCACCUUGGACGUGAAGGGCCCCACAGGCACCGAUCACAUCAGCGCGAUGAGCCCCACUCUGGUCAAGAGGGAUGAGGCGGCCGACAUCGAGCUGGACGGGCCAGCCAAGACUGCUGGGAGGGUGUGCUUCUCUCCAGACUGCAGCCUCUGCCCUCAGCUCUAUGACGGGGAGUACCCAGCGGUGCAAAUCCCGGGCACGGUGACCUUUCUGAAGGAGGCCAACAAGCUGCACCAGGUGGCGCCCGACAAGGAUGACAACGAGUACAAGAUUUGCUAUCAGGAAGACUUCAGCUGUGAAUGGGUCGAGCAAUCGGGAGGGCUCAAGCUCCGCUUCGACCCACACGUCAAGAGCCUUGAUCAGAGCUGCAUAGCAGCGAAUAGAGAUGCGACGAUCCGAUUCACCGGCGCGUGGAAGGGAGAUCGCGUCGAAUUUGCAGAAUCCUGCAAUGACAUGACAGAGCCGGACGAAGUGUUGAACGGAGAAGGCAAGCGAGCCAUGUGGUACGCAGGGGAAGCCCUGGAUGGCGUGAAGCUGUGCUACAAGCCGGAUGCUUCCGAUGCCGUUCCGGGGUACGUGGCGACGGUGGCCGAGCAGGAGAAUAUCCUUCUGUACAUCAAGAAGGUGACGCUGAAGAACGUCAUCACCUCGUUUAGCCCCAAGACCGUUGCCGGGAACACGGAGAACACCAUGUACUUCUGGGGCAAGUGGCAGGUCUUCGAAGGUCAGCCGCAGGCCGGCGGCAAGAUCUGCUUCGCGCAGGAGGUGACGGGCUGCACGCCCUGUUUCAGUGGUGUUCGCCCAGCCUUUGACAUCACCGUGACUGAUGAAGUGGUCCCUGGCCCGCUCGGCAAGAUCUCAUACCGCCCGGACGGGGUAUCCCACGACCUCAAUGAGAUUGUGUGCUACCAAGCCCCGAACAGCUGCCAAUGGGUGCGCCAGACGGACAAGGUCCUAGAGGUCAUCAACGGAGAGGUGCCGCCAGCGACCGCGCCAAACACCGUGUCUUCCAUAUGGCCCGCAGCCGUCAACAUCAAUGUGAUGACCUCGCUCACCUUCAAAGGUGCAGCGCCUGGUGACAAGGCGAUCUUCGUCUCGGCAGAAGGUGGCGCGAAUUGUGACAAUGUGCGGCCGGACAAGGAAGUCGGCUUCGGAGAGGGCCUCUUUUCCUUCUCCAAGUUGGGAGUGUACCAUCUUUGCUAUAGAGCUACGGGUGCACAUGACUCGGUGGCCCAGAUGGGGUUCAAUCUCACCGUCCGCUCACCUGGUGUCUCCAAAGACAUGAUGAUCAGACCCUUCGAGGAGAAGGGAGGGAUCUCUGAUUGCUCGGCACUGCAGAUGGUGCCGCACUGCUCCAUGAUGAACCAGGAUCUCUGUGAAUCUUCUUACGUGAUCUACAGAGGAACUGGCUACAAAUGCAGCUGGAACAAGGAGAUCUGGCCUCCUGCGUGCGAUCUCGACAAGGCCAAAGCGCCGCAGAGCGAUAUCUGUCAGCCCUCGAAGUGCCCAGGAUCGCCUUCGCUCUGCUGGUGA